CGUGGAGCUGGCCUACGUGUACCGUCUGUACCGACGUGUACGCAGUUGUUUAGGUCUUUGUUUAGCUUUGCUUUAGAUUGUUCUUGAAUCUGCUGAGAAAAUUAAAGUUCGAAAUAUGGUACCACUAUAUCUGUGUCCUUUAGCCCUGCUCUCUCAGCUGUGGGGUGCAGUUUCCUGGAAAGCCAUGGAAUUAUCCUACUGGCUGGCGAAAUAUCAACUGACGAUGGCUGUGGUUCACCAGAUGCUGUAUUUAGUCAUCGCACUUGGAAUGGUCGUGCCUCUUCACAUUACCCCAUGGAUCUUAUUCAUCUCUGGCAUUAGUAUUCUUACAUUGUCUACAUACAAUGAAGACGUUGCGAAAAAACUACUUGAAUACACGUCUGUUACCUUUCCGACCAUUCAAGCACUAACGACAACUACCCUUCUAUCAGUUAUGAUCAGAAAUACCCAGGAGAGGUUGUGCCUAUCCUCCUAAACCCGGAGUUGAAAGAAGAAGAAGUUGAAUUCAUUGUGUACCGUCAAUCAUUGCAUGUAAAUCAAUGCACCUUAUAACCCAUUGAAUUUCCAAAGUUAAGUUCUAAGCUGACAUUUCUACCCCUGUGUCACCUUUUGAUGGGGCUUCUGAUGCUUGUUAUCAUCCUGAGAAAGAAAGUUGCUGAAUAAAUUCAUAGAUUGUAAA
Molecule: messenger RNA, 679 nt
Organism: Frankliniella occidentalis (western flower thrips)
Lineage: Eukaryota; Metazoa; Arthropoda; Insecta; Thysanoptera; Thripidae
Exons: 4
Coding region: 116-475 (119 amino acids)
Source: RefSeq, a predicted model, not a curated record